Blastomyces gilchristii SLH14081 is the source of this 345-nucleotide messenger RNA. RefSeq lists its product as uncharacterized. NCBI's taxonomy places the organism in Eukaryota, Fungi, Ascomycota, Eurotiomycetes, Onygenales, Ajellomycetaceae. Bases 1 to 345 code for a protein of 114 amino acids. The transcript has 4 exons. The record is from RefSeq and is a predicted model, not a curated record.
AUGACCACAUCUCCAUCCUCCUCAGCUCUGCCACUGCACCCGAUCUUCAGGCCAGCGGCUCACCCCAUCCCUCCCCCAGGCCAGCCCCUGGCUUCAAGCAGCACAGUCCCUCUCUUUGCUAUUCUAGCUGACAGUUCUUGCAAAGCUCUCAGUGUUGUCAGUAUGACCAGUCUUCAAGGCCCUGCUGCAACUACACAUGCCCUGGUGUCCAGCUUCUCUGAAGUCUGUGCAUUUCUAAUGACCUUCAUAUCAAAUGUUCUUAGUGAAGACUGUGUCAUUCUAACUUGUCAGGAUUUACAGCAUGAAAGUUAUGUCUCAGCUUCUGCAGAUGUCUUAUCUGUCUGA